Gadus chalcogrammus (walleye pollock) is the source of this 1798-nucleotide messenger RNA. Its product is annotated as histone H1-like. Lineage: Eukaryota; Metazoa; Chordata; Actinopteri; Gadiformes; Gadidae. Bases 486 to 1148 code for a protein of 220 amino acids. Gene Ontology annotation, molecular function: DNA binding; structural constituent of chromatin. The transcript has a single exon. The record is from RefSeq and is a predicted model, not a curated record. Gene Ontology annotation, biological process: nucleosome assembly. Gene Ontology annotation, cellular component: nucleosome.
UUUACCAGCCACGAAAUACGUUCAUUUUAGCCUAUACUACAAACACGCAGGACAUAUUCAGCCAUACCAACAGUUUCUCUGAAAUAUCAGUCAUCUUAAAAGCCCUGCCGGAAUUAUUUAAGUCUUAACGUAUUGUUAUAAACGAAUCUCAAAUAAACCUAAGUGAUAUCACAACCACGUCACGUCACAAUCUACGAUGUUUAAGAAAUAUUCCCGACAUCGACGGUUCAUAAAACUUGGUACGGUAAAAAUAUAACUUGUCUUCUUGUUGUUUGUUACGGUGUCGUGUCUAAUAUUGACAUAGUGUAUGAAUUUAAUCCGGAUACAAUUAUGGAGGAAACACAAACGAGGCGACAUUUCUUCCUCACCGGGAAAACCUUCAGUGGUUGAGUCUCUACGGUUCUCAUCGCGUGUAUAAGGACAGCCCACUGGCGCACCAAGGACAACUUUUUGAUCCGACCCUCGAAUCAUACCAACCGAAGAAGAUGGCUGAACUUGCUCCUGCUGCUGCCCCCGCUGCCGCUGCCGCCGCCCCGGCGAAAGCAACGAAGAAGAAGACGGUGGUGAAGGCUAAGAAGGCCGGACCCAGCGUGAGCGAGCUGAUCGUCAAGGCGGUCACUGCUUCCAAAGAGCGCAGCGGAGUUUCCGUGCACUCUCUGAAGAAGGCUCUGGCCGCCGACGGCUACGACGUUGACAAGAACAACUCCCGCGUCAACACCACCAUCAAAGCACUCGUCAAGAAAGAAAUCCUGGUCCAGACCAAGGGCGCCGGUGCAUCUGGGUCUUUCAAGCUGAACAAGGAGGCCAAGGCGAAGAAGCCAGCAGCCAAAAAGGCUGCCGCCCCAAAAGCUAAGAAGCCCGCUGCAAAGAAGCCCGUUGCAAAGAAACCCGCCGCCGUAAAGAAGGCUACACCGAAGAAGAGCAAGAAACCCGCAGCCAAGAAGGCUGCUGCCGCAAAGCCCGCUGCCGCUAAGAAAGUAACUCCGAAAAAGGCGAAAAAGCCAGUCGCAGCUAAGAAGUUGGUGGUGAAGACCCCCAAGAAGGCAGCGAAGAGCCCCAAAAAGGCUGCCAAACCAGCCAAGAAGACGCCAGUGAAGAAGGUGACCAAACCCAAAACCGCUAAAAAGGCAGCCCCAAAGAAGAAGUAGAUGUUCCCGCAUGGGUUAUGUUGAACCCCAGCCCCACAAAGGCUCUUUUAAGAGCCAACCACACAACUUUAAGAGCCUUUAUUCUUGUUAAUUCUAAGACGUUUGUUAUAUGCUCUUCAUCUAAUGCACUACCUCAUGAAUCGACCUUAUCUUCUGUUAUGUAGUGUAUCUACUUGAGAUCCAAUGUUACUUUAUUGGUAUUUACUAUACUAAAUAGCCUACAUAGUUCAUGUAUGAUAGCUGCCAACUACUUACUGUGUAACAAAACACGUAGGCCUAGUUAUCCUGCAUAAUUAAUAUUAAUCUAGUCGUUCUUAUUCGAAAAGUAAAACGCGGGAAUGGCAAAGGUCGUUUAUUUUAUGCCGCAGUCCCACGUUUUGACAAAAGGAGACUCGCUGAGUGGUAACGUGGUUCAACCAACACCAUCUCGUCGUCAUAACAGGAGUUGACAUCUCGUGAUGGAGAUGUAUACAACCGUACAUUUAUAUACUAUCCCUACAUAAAGGUCCGUCUCAACAUUUGAAUAUUGUGGAUAGUUCAUUAAAUUCAAUUUAGUGAAGUUCGUCAUAGACCUAUUGCAUUCAGUGAUUUUCCGACCUCACGUUUGCAUUAUACUACUGACGCACCUAUGUUUAAAAACUCAUUCAGAA